AGAAAAGAGGGAAAUAGAAUCGAAAAAAAUAAAAAUAAAAAAAACCGAAACAAACUUCAUCAACCCAUAAUUCACUCUUUCCCCUUUCAAUUGUUGUCGUUGGUUUCUUAACCGACGAAAGAACACACCAAACAUCAUCGUUCAUCUUUCAGAUACAUUAAUCGACAAUGGACGAUUCCGAGAAAUUAACGGCUUUGAAGAAGGCUUAUGCCGAUAUCAUACUCAACACAGCAAAGGAAGCAGCGGCGCGGAUCAUGGCUUCUGAGAGGAAAUCUAUGCUCUUACAGCAAGAGCUUGCUGCUACUAAAGAUGAAGCACUUAGGAUGCUUCUCAGACUCAAACAAAUGUUUGAUUCUAAGGUCAAAGAAUCAGAGCUUACAUUCUCGAGUCAGCAAAAGAAGAUCGACGUGCUCGAAGCUCAGCUGCAGGAAGCUGAGGAAAUAGUUAGAGACCUUAGGGCCGAGUUGAGAGAAACACAGUUUGAGCUGGAGAAUGUCACAAAACACCAAAUGAAUCCUCCAGCUGAACAAAACAUGAAGGAUGGAGUUGCAGCUAAUGGAAAUUUUAUGCAGGAGAACAGACUUCAUCCUUAUGAUGGAUCUGUGCAUUCUGCACCUAAUUUACAGUUGGAAUCAAUCUCAAUUUCUGAUACUAGGUGCCCUACUGUAAAUGGAACAGAUAAUGGAAGUAAGUUAUGUGUAUCUCGUGAUCAUGCAAACAGUUGCUACAUUCACAAUCCAGAUUUCGCAUCCAUAGUCAUUCGGAGGAAAGGCCCCGAGCUCUACAGAAAUGGAUGUACUCAGAGAAUACGAGCGCUUGAAAGGAGCCUUUUUGAUGGAAAUGUAUCUGUUUCAGAAAAUGUAGAUAAUGCACAGGAUGAAACUUUAGUUGGAGCACAUGAAGAUGGCAAGGAAAUGGCUGUUACAGAUAAUGGCAAAGCUGAUAUUAUUUGUGAAAAGGAAAAACAAGAUGAACUUAAAUUGACGAAAGCAGAUGCUGACCAUGUCAAACUUUCGGUCCGUAAAAAAUACAUGAGAUUUAAGAAGAGGAAAACUCGUCGAUCUAGAUUGCAUUCUUACCAGCGUAAGGGAACAAAUAAAAGAUCAUAUCUGUCUGUUGCCAAAGAUUCUCCUCAUGUAUUGGAUAACAAUGAUCCUUCCAAGGGGAAUUCUUCUACGGCACAUGAAAAUGAAGCUCUGAAGGAUCCAAUGUCUCCUUUGUCCGAAGCACCCAAUGACGCAACUGCAACAGUUGAGCAACCAGAUAAACUUAAAGUGGUAAAAGAAGGUGCUGAACUUAUCAAAGAUCUAGUUCAUAGAAAACACAGAAGAUUUGUGAAGAGGAAGACUCAUCAAUCUAGAUUGCAUUCUGGUCAGGUUAAGGAAACAAAUAAAGAACCAGAUUUGUCUUGUGCCAAAGAUUCUCAUCAUGUAUUGGGCAACAACGACCAUUCUAUGGAGAAUUCUUCUAUGCAACAUGGAAAUGAAGCUCAGAAGGAUCUUAUGUCUCCUCUCCCCAAAGCACCGACUAAUGCAACUACAGCAGUUGAGCAAUUACGAUCUUAUACCAAUACUGAAAAAGUGGAAAAAUUUCUUAAAUUCUGCAGUUUUAGGAACAAGAUUGUUCAUGAUACUGAACCAUUGGAUAAUUCAGAUUUGACAAGACAAGAAAGUUUGUCCACCGAAAGUAUGGAGGUUCCAGGUUGUAAAGAUGUCGAGGCAGCUGAUGGGUCACCAGAUAAAGUUGAUCCAAAACUAUCCAAUAUAGAUGAAACAGUUUCUAGUCGAUUUGAAAAUGAUAAGCUUCUCAAGUUCACAUUUCAUAGAAAGCGUAAGAAGGGGUCUGUAAGUAGCGGUGAUGCAGGCUGCUCUCCAGAUAAUAGCAAUUCAAAGAAAAUUUGUGGAGAGAAGCAAAAUGAUCAUGCGGAGACUCAGAAAUCUUGUACAAUGACCCAGUCUGUAAGUAGCGGUGAUGCAGGUCGCUCUCCAGAUAAUAGCAAUUCAAAGAAAAUUUGUGGAGAGAAGCAAAAUGAUCAUGUGGAGCCUCAGAAAUCUUGUACAUUGACUGAGUCAUCUCGGGAGAGCCGACGACUAGCACAAGUUGCUCGCCAGCUCAUAUCUUUGUCAGAGAAGAGAUGGUGAUAGUAGAUUUGUCGAUUGCUAUGAUGAGUAAUGCGCUAUUGUUUCCGGAGGUGGCGUUGAGGAUGCUUUACAUUGAUAGAGCCGUGGAACAUGUUAAUAACUUGUCAUUGUUAUAUUUUUAUGUCUAUUUUCCUUUCAUCCUUAAAUAGCAAUAGCUAACAAUAUAUCAUAGAACAUAUAUAUGUGCUGUUGAUUGGCAUUUUCUUGGGGUAAUGUUUCAAAGGCAAAUUUUGCUGAUUAUAAGCUAUAUUCCCGCCAAUGAUGAUUUUGGGUGUGCAGUGUUGAUGACAUACUCUAGAACUAAUAAAUAUAUAUAACAUGAAAUUGUG
Trifolium pratense (red clover) is the source of this 2470-nucleotide messenger RNA. RefSeq lists its product as uncharacterized. Bases 168 to 2141 code for a protein of 657 amino acids. The transcript is spliced from 4 exons. The record is from RefSeq and is a predicted model, not a curated record. NCBI's taxonomy places the organism in Eukaryota, Viridiplantae, Streptophyta, Magnoliopsida, Fabales, Fabaceae.